GCCUUCACGAUGACCUUCCUCGCCGAGUGGGGCGAUCGAAGUCAAAUAUCGACUAUAGCGUUGGCGUCUUCCAAGAACCCUGUGGGAGUCACCAUUGGUGGUGUUCUCGGUCAUUGCAUCUGUAAGGAAGUCGGGCGCGCGCUUUUUGCAAUGA
Perkinsus marinus ATCC 50983 is the source of this 154-nucleotide messenger RNA. RefSeq lists its product as hypothetical. The annotation marks the transcript as partial. Gene Ontology annotation, cellular component: Golgi apparatus. Lineage: Eukaryota; Perkinsozoa; Perkinsida; Perkinsidae. Gene Ontology annotation, biological process: calcium ion transmembrane transport; Golgi calcium ion homeostasis; manganese ion transmembrane transport. Gene Ontology annotation, molecular function: calcium ion transmembrane transporter activity; manganese ion transmembrane transporter activity. The record is from RefSeq and is a predicted model, not a curated record. The transcript has a single exon.